Molecule: messenger RNA, 4033 nt
Organism: Bemisia tabaci
Lineage: Eukaryota; Metazoa; Arthropoda; Insecta; Hemiptera; Aleyrodidae
Product: 3'(2'),5'-bisphosphate nucleotidase 1
Biological process (GO): phosphatidylinositol phosphate biosynthetic process
Molecular function (GO): 3'(2'),5'-bisphosphate nucleotidase activity
Source: RefSeq, a predicted model, not a curated record
CUUAUUUGUAAACACGCUGGCUCAUUUGCCAUAUUUCAUUUUCAUUGCAUAUGGUUUUGGUGCCAUUCUUAUCACUUAUCAGUUGUCACUUUCUUUAAGUUUAGUUCAUCUGUCUCUAAUCGUACGGAGUACUUUCAGGAAUCAUCAUUAUUGUUGUCUUAUUACAGACAUUUACUAGCUAUACAAGUGAUACAAUACCCAUCCCAGUCUUCCCUCUGUACUCUUUGCUCUGAAUUUUGGAUCAAUUACCUGGCUCUCCAAGCUCAUUACAUUGAAGUUUCACCGAGCUGGCAUUCCUUUCAUCUCAUCUCUAGCACACUGCAGGCCAGUAGACGAUCAUUCCUGUCGUGAGUUUUAGCUAUGGCUCAAUGCACACCUCUAAUCUUAAGAAUCGUGGCCUCGUCAGUUUCUGUCGCUGGACAAGCUGGUAAGAUCAUACGAGAUGUGAUGAAAAAAGGGGAAUUGGGCAUAAUAGACAAGGGUGUCAAUGAUUUGCAAACAGAGGCAGAUCGCUCAGCACAGAAUUUCAUCAUAUCCACUCUCACCAAACAAUUUCCUGGUGUAACCAUCAUUGGUGAAGAAGAACCAUCCUGUUACGAAGCCUUAGAUAAUGUCACCGCUGAUAGUGAUACAUCAGUUUUACAAGCCACUUGUCCUCCCGAUUUGGUAGCAGUGUCCGAGAAAGAUGUUGUCAUUUGGGUAGACCCUCUAGACGGAACUUCAGAAUACACCAAAGGCUUACUGGAUCACGUAACUGUCUUGAUAGGAAUAGCGGUCGGCCAGCGAGCUAUCGCAGGUGUAAUCCAUCAACCGUUUCAUAACUUCAAAUUGUGUGAUGAGAACAAAAUAGGUCGGACUAUUUGGGGCUUGCAAGGAUAUGGUGUGGCAGGUUUCAAGCCAAUACCACCACCCUCAAACAAAAGGAUCAUAACCACCACAAGGUCACAUUUUACCCCUGAAAUACAAGAAACUUUAGAUGCGAUGUGUCCAGAUGAAUUGUUGAGAGUUGGAGGAGCAGGACACAAAGUAAUACUCCUAAUGGAAGGAAAAGCUCAUGCUUAUGUAUUCGCAAGCCCUGGGUGUAAACGCUGGGAUACAUGUGCCCCUGAAGCAGUUCUCAGAGCGAUGGGUGGGGAGUUGACCGAUAUGCAUGGUGCAACAUAUGAUUACAGCAAGGAUACUCCACAUGCCAACACUCGAGGAGUACUAGCAACGGCUUUGGCUUCUGAUCAUGAGUUUUAUUUAAAAAUGGUGCCACAGAAGAUACGAGAGCUUUUGAUUUAGCAUUAAAUUAGUGACAUCUGUUCAACCUUCCUUACUACAUUAUUCACAUAGCUCUGGUAUGAUGGUGAUAUAGAGCAGACGCAUUGUACGUUGAGACAAAAGUCAAGUAUUGUUUAGGUCAUCUCUCAUCAGUGGUGCCAUCUGAGUGGUGCUGAUUCGAAGGUAAUGAGAGAUUGACAUUUGUCUCAACAUACAAAGCGUGUGCUCUAGUAGAGGUGUUGUCAGAUAAGUUGACAUUUUUUUACAUUCCGUUUGCAAUUGUCCACAGGCAAUUGAGGAUUGAUCAUGCUCGCAAUCGGAGCGUGGUCAAUCCUCUAUUUCGGUCAUCCUGUUAGAUGAUUGCAUAGUGUUUGCUUGCUAGUGGAAUGGAAGCAAAUACCAACUUAUCUGACGACAUCUCUAAUAAGUUUAAUUUAAACACUGCAAUGUCUAAUGUACAACUGAGUUCAUAUUUUUUAAUUGAGGUUUUUGAUUUCUUAAUACUCAUGUUAUUGCCCAGUAAUUCAAGACUUUUUUACUCAGCACAUAUAAUUAUUUUUAUACUAUUUAGUUUGAUUAUUUUUAAAAUGAUUCAUUCCCUCAGUAAGGGGCAAAAAUGACCACCAUUUCACUGUGAUGGAAAGUUGCCUUGGCAAGCAGCCUCUCUCUCCAGUUUUUUGAAAAUUUUAUUUUGUAAUUUUCAGAGAUCAUUUGCGAAAUAGGUAACAGUCCAAUAAUUUCAUAUGAAGAAAUUUUUGGCCACACUCCGAUCUUAUUCCAGGUGGAACACUUUGUGACCUCCUUGUAAAAUUAUGGAGGCUCCGUAAAAUAUAUAUAUAUACACCUAGGUUGCCAACAGUUAUAAAACAAAAUUUGCCAUUUGUCAGUUUUGAAAUAUGGAAGAAGAAAUAUAGAAAUCACUUAAGUUUUUGAGAGAAAAAUAGAGGAAAUCACAAUUUAAGUACAAGAAUUUGCGUUAGUCAGCUGAAGUUAUUUAUUCAACUGCUUCCAUAUUGAUUUUUUUAGCCCUGAUUUUUAUGUCCACUAUCUAAGGAAUUAUAGAUUUCGUCCCAUGUAUUUUACCACUGUGAAGGAAUGAAUUAGGUUGAGAGCUAGAACAAAGCGUUCUCUUUUUUUUUUACCUACCAUUAGAAUUAAAUCAGUGAGAAUGGAAACUUUUCAACUCGGAAAAAUUGAACCAAUAAAGAGAACCAGAAAACUGCAUAGUAGGUAGGUGAAGAAAUUACUUAUUUUUAGAAGGAGCUUUGAGGUGUUGCUGUUUUGAGCACUUCUGAUAGCAAUUUUAAAAUUUCCUUUUAUGCGCAGUUGCGUUUACAUAGUAAGCAAUACUAAACCGUAAAAAAGUGGAAUUUAAAAAAAAAACCUGAGUUGGUGGAUUUUCAUUCUUGCUGAUUCAAUUACAUGAACAAAGACUAAGUAUAAAGAAGUCUACCUAUAUUCUCCUAUACCUAUACUUGAUACCUAAGACUUCUUUUGUCUAUGUUCCCUGAAUAAAUGUGUCCAAUUUCGUCUGAAUAUAUGAGCAGCAGUCCUCUUCCAUGAAUUUAAUCAGUAUCCGAGGGUUGAGAGUCAAGCACGGUCAAAGAGUGUAGUCAGCCAGAUGCUUCUCUUCUGUAGAGGAGCAAUUGAUCAUUCAAAAAUGGACGAUAACUACAGAAAGUACCUAUAUUAUUCGUAUCGUCCUCAGGAGUUCUAGUUGUUUAAAACUGUAUGAGUUAUAGUGGAAAAAAUAUUUACAUUUCUUAUGAAAAUUUCUUUUGUUGACAUAAGUGACAGCCUUUAAGGCAUCAAAGGAUGAUGUUAACUAAGAUAAAUAAAUGAUAACUAAAUAAGUUUACACAAGAAAAAUCAUGUUUAUUGUAUAAUAAUAAAUCCAUCACAUUAAAACUAGAAAUACUAUUGGUAUUCACGAGGACACAUAUAAAUAAAAAUGUAUCACUCUCUCAUCGAUUCUUCUGCCAUUAAUUUAUGUAAAAGCAAUAUUUACAAGAACAUAUCAGUGCAACAUAUAUUUCUGCGUGGUUCAAAAUGAUCAGAUAAUUUUUACCAUAGAUGUUUCAUCUCUGAUUUAACAAGUUAAAAAGGGAAAUCUGGUUGACAAUAAUAUAUUCAUGACUUCAGUUACAUUAUGAAUCUUUUUACAAGAGUCUAAGACUUCAGUGAAAAAACAGUAACCACGACAUUGCAUUGUAAUUCUUUACAACAGGAUUUGAUUUAGGGAAAGGUCGGGUAAUGAGAGACCUAAGUAACAAGAGACUUAGACCACUGUUGCCUUCUGGGAUGAUAAAAAGAGAUGGUGAAAUGGAAAGUGAAUUUUGGUUCAUCUCUACGCUUCUUGACUUUUUUUUUACUACUCUCGGGAAUCCUCAUAUCCUCGACAAAAACAGUCAAUGAGGAAAGUAAAAUUUAUUGAAAAAAAAGAAGAAGAAAGGAAGGGGAAAAAAACUUGUUGAAAAACCAAUUUUAAGCUUAGGACAUGUAAUAGAAGCAUGAUAAAGAAAGUCUCUCCUUUCUCGAUCCGUUACUUCUGGAGGGUAAUGAGAGACCAAGCAUUCUUUUUUCAGUAUGUUACCGGCACUAAAACUUGACUAACUUCGAUAUUUCAAAAGUUUGAUUAAUUAAUUUAAAAUUCGACUGUAUUCUUAGACUUAAAUACUGGUUACCUAUUAUGUAAAUCCUCACAUUCCAAGUACCUUUUUGCAAUUUUUGAAUCAUUUUUGUUGGAAAAAUAAAAGUUUUUAUAACUCCA